Molecule: messenger RNA, 2286 nt
Organism: Trypanosoma brucei brucei TREU927
Lineage: Eukaryota; Euglenozoa; Kinetoplastea; Trypanosomatida; Trypanosomatidae
Gene: TB927.1.760
Exons: 1
Coding region: 1-2286 (761 amino acids)
Molecular function (GO): protein binding
Source: RefSeq, a predicted model, not a curated record
AUGUUCGCCCCACCGGAGUGUACAAUAGAGGGGGAACUUCCCCUGAAGUGCGAGUCGCCAUUUUCUUCCGUUUACCGUGAUCCUCAAGGGGCUGUUUGGACGGUGGAUUCAACAAGUACCCGCGUGUUCCGCUUUCCGAGGGUAGUGGUUUGCCCGAACUCAGCCCCCGGGCAUUCAUCACCUGCGCCAAAAGGCUCAGAUGAAUUAGAUCAGCCUUAUUUCGAUUGUAGUGAAGAAAAUGACCGUGUGUUGUCCGUUGUUUUCACAACUGUGCGCGAUGACGAACGUUUUUUUGUAUGUAUUGCGACGGCGGGUGGAUGUAUUGCUUUUGGUGUUGCGGAUAGUUUUGAAGGCGACAUUCGCCGGGUCCAGUUGGGUGUAGAGGUAACGGCACUUGCUGCAGCCCCUUGCACGGAUGGGGCAUCAGCGAAAGAUUGUGACGAUGGGAAUGAGGACCUUCUUGAAACAACAAGUCUUUGUAGCAGCGGUUAUGGCGGUGGCGUGUUGGUGUCAUCAUUUGAUGGGACUUUCAGUGAGGUAAUGCUUUUGUGCUGGGUUUCCGGCAGUUGCGCUGCCGACCUGCCGCAGCGGGACUCAGACGUGGACGUGGUUGGCUUAUUUCGAGUGCAGGGGCGCGUGUGUGGCCUCAUGGUGGAUGAAGUCGGUGACCGAGUUGUUACUGUUACUCAACGAGGUGAUGUGGAUGUGUGGAAUUUGCGCGCGAAUGUUGAUGAGACACAUACUUUUGGCAUGCCCGCAUACUUGGCGUCAGAGUAUGGGGAACCAUGUUGUUCCAUAUUGCUUGGAGGUUAUCAGUUAUGGAUCGGAACGUCAAAGGGGUUUGUGAUAGUUUUUUUCCUUCAACCAUUAGGGAAUGUCGUUAGUAACGACAACAGUCCAUGUAUUUCGCAUACAAAAUGCAAUGUUGAUGAAAGUAAGGGUUCGAGAGGGGCGCCACACCGCGUGUGGCACGCACACGGUGCUACCGCAGUCCGCAGCCUUUUAGUUAUGUCCCUUGGCCGUUUGGUUUGGAGCUAUGGUGCAGAUCAGCAGGCAAAUGUAUGGGAUACAACCGAGUUGCUGCUGCGUGGGUCUCUCCAGUUUCCGUGCGGUGACCUGAGUGAGUUAUGCUGUGGAGGACAGUACCUGGACACCAGUGUUUGGGGCGUCUGCAGCGAAUCGGGGAAGUUGACACAAUUCAGGGUGAAGGAACUUCUGUUUGGUGGUUCCAGGGGCUUGGCUGCUGCACUUUGUGGACCAACUUCUAACGAACAAAUGGAACGUUGUAACGUUCUCAGUUCGUUCGUCUCUUACCUUUGUUCGUUAUUGAAUCCAACGUCCGAACAACCUCAUGCCUCAUCCACAAUGAUCACAGCCGCCACUGAUGAAUCGAACUGCUCCUAUGGUCUUUCAUUGAAUGGAGAUGGUGACACCGAUACGGAUAAGUAUGAAACAGAUACACUUUGUUUACCGCCACACAUGGAGGUAGUUGUUAAGCAGAUGGAACAGUGCUAUCCCGCCUCCCACCUUCUUCCCCAUGCUGUGACUUCCCUUGUCAAAGGGCAACGAAUCGUGAGCCAGUUGACUGCUAACGAGAGACGCGGUUCAGCAACCUUCCUAGACGGCCUUCGCCACCUUCAACGUCAGCAUCAACAAGAUAGUUAUGACCUUAAGGCUUUGCGAUUGCAAGUGGGGGAGGAGCGAAAAAAACGUCAAGAUGCAGAAGCGCGCCUUGCGGAGAGGGAGAAUGAGACCCAUGAAUACCAGCAGCGGCUUGAGCGACUCACCGUUUUGCAGGAGGAGUGUGAGAAGCGCACAGCGACGUUGGAGCGGCAGCUGAAGUCUGCGAAGAAGGCAGCAGCGGUCACAUCUGCUGAGGCGACGCGGUUGUGCGAGAUGGAGGCAAACUUACAUGAGGCGCACUGUACGGUGCAAGGACUGCAGGAGCGAAUGGAGAGCCUUGUGCGCGAAAGGCAAGAGUACCUGCGUGUCUCGCAGGAAAACAAAUCGUUGCGGGCACAAGUGCGUCGGUUUGAGCUGAAACAGCAGGCGGCUAAAAGGGCUCUUGCGAACUUUAUUGCAACGCAAGAUCAUAUUGUUGAUUCCUUAGGAAACAUACUUCUGGUGGAUGAGGGUGGGGACCAUAGAAGGGCACAUGCCGACAUAGACAACCUUUAUGAGUGGCUGUGCCGCAACAUUGAAAACCAGCAAGAGUUUCUUGCUGGGCUCAAGCGAAGUUAUGAAACGCAAGCCGGCGGUGUCGCUGAAGAUCGUAUUGGACAGUAG